This is a messenger RNA of Schistocerca piceifrons (Central American locust), 1242 nucleotides long. RefSeq names its product zinc carboxypeptidase-like. Gene Ontology annotation, molecular function: zinc ion binding; metallocarboxypeptidase activity. The transcript is spliced from 9 exons. Lineage: Eukaryota; Metazoa; Arthropoda; Insecta; Orthoptera; Acrididae. The coding region runs from base 1 to 1242 and encodes 413 amino acids. Gene Ontology annotation, biological process: proteolysis. The record is from RefSeq and is a predicted model, not a curated record.
AUGCUGUGGAGAGUUGCAUUGUUGACGUUGGCAGCCCUGCUGCUGACAGCUGGGAAGCCCCGGCACUUUGAUUCACACACCGUGUACCGCGUUUUGCCCACCAAGGAGCUCCACGUACAGUUCCUCAAUGAGUUCGCCGACGAGCACCUCCACGACAUUUUGUUCUGGGAGGAUGCGAACGUCGCCAACAAGUCGGCAGACGUGAUGGUAACGCCGAGAAUGCAGAGCAGCUUCGUAAAGGCACUCAAGGAGAAGAGCAUCACAUAUUCUGUCUUCAUAGAAGAUGUUCAAAAGCUUAUUGACAAGCAACUUCCGGACAACGUAUCGAUGGGACCCUUUGGUUGGGACGUCUACCACACCCUCCACGAUGUACACGCGUGGCUUAAUUCUCUUCCUGCGUCCUACCCCGGCAUCGUCACGACGGUUCGGGCUGGCUUCAGCUUCGAACGUCUCGAAAUCCUCGGUGUUAAGAUUUCGUACGGCACCGGCCGCCCCAUAGCUGUCAUCGAGGGAACCAUACACGCGAGGGAGUGGAUCAGCACGGCCAGCGUGACGUGGUUCAUCAACGAGAUCCUCAGCUCGACCGAUGCCAGAGUGAGAAGCAUCAUUGAUCAGUUCGACUUCUACAUCUUCCCUGUCACCAACCCCGAUGGAUACGAGUACUCUUGGACGGAUGAUCGCAUGUGGCGCAAAACGCGUCGGCCAAACGGGCCGUGCUUUGGCACCGACGGUAAUCGAAACUGGGAUCAUCGCUGGUCAGAAGGGGGAGCCAGCAGCGACCAAUGUCGUGAGGACUACGCUGGACCGAAGGCGUUCUCUGAGUGUGAGACAAAGGCCAUGUCAGAGUUCCUGACCAGCCUGGGCAGCGACCUACAAGUCUACCUGAGCUUCCACAACUACAGGCAGCUCCUCAUCUAUCCCUACGGUUCAUCUCACGAAGUCGCCGACAACGCCGCUGAACUGCACAAAAUGGCUGAGAAAGCAGUCAAAGCUUUGGAAUCCAGAUACGGCACCCAUUAUGGCUUUGGCAGCGUUGCGGAUGCAAUCUACCCUGCGACUGGCGGCAGCAUCGACUGGGUGAAGGGCAAGCUGGGCGUGCCCUACGUUUUCCUGUGGGAGCUGAGGGACAAGGGUCAGUAUGGCUUCCUGCUGCCCCCGGACCAGAUCAUCCCCACCAGCGAGGAGACCUUCUACAGCGUCCUGUCCAUCCUCGAGGACGUGUGGGACGCUCUCCGCUGUUAG